AUGGAGCACAGGUUGGAUUAUGCGUGGUACAACGGCGAAAUUAACGCAUUCUUUCCAAAGCACUGUACCGUAUCUCUAAGUCCUGAACUGAAGAACGACCAAGCAAUCGACUCCAGCAAAGGCUGCCAGGGCGGUCUGCGAGGCGUCUUUGUCCAGGCUCAGAGACGCAGGAAGCGCACCACCUUCAGCAAAGGGCAGCUGUGUGACCUGGAGAGGGCCUUCGCCCUCACGCACUACCCCGACGUCCAACUGAAGGAGACGUUGGCCGCCAUCACCGGCCUCCCCGAGUCCAAGAUACAGGUGAGCCAUGCAGGUAAGGAGCGGGCCUUCUCCUUCGACGUGAUCCUGGGCCCAGAGACGUCGCAGGAGGACGUCUUUGAGGACUGUGGUGUAAAGAGGCUUGUGGACAUGGCUAUCCAGGGGUACUCCUGUACAGUGUUUGCAUUUGGCCAGACUGGCUCUGGGAAGACCUACACCAUCUCAGGACCACACUCUUUGCUCCGGGAUGGUUCACAGGAGCCCCAUUUGUAUGGCUUGAUUCAAAGGUCUCUGUCCUAUUUGUUGGGUCAAGUGAGCAUCGCUGACAGUCAGGUCACCCUUUGUGCCUCCUACCUGGAGAUCUACAAUGAGCAGGUUCAAGACCUCCUGAACCCAUGGCCGCCUCGCUCCCUGGUGGUACGAGGGAGCAGAACCCGUGGGUUCCGUGUGGAGAGCCUGUCUGUGGUGGAGUUCCACAGUCUGGACGGCUUCAUGAAACUCCUGGAGGGAGGCCUGCAGAACCGGCACACCUCCGCACAUCGGCAGAACGAGCGGUCCAGCCGCGGUCAUACCAUCCUGACCCUCUACAUCAAGAGCAAAACCGCUGGAACAGAAAGGGGCGGGGUUACUCAUGGGAAGCUGAGCUUGGUGGACCUGGCAGGGAGUGAGCGCGUUAGGGACACUGGCUCGAAGGAGGAGCUUCUGGAGGAGGCUGGCAACAUCAACCGCAGCCUGCUUGCACUGGGAAAGUGCAUUGCUGCCCUGGUGGACACAAAGGCGAGGGACAGGCACAUCCCCUACCGCGACAGCAAACUCACAAAGCUGCUCUCUGAUUCGCUGGGAGGAGCUGGUGUCACUCUCAUGAUUGCUUGUGUGUCUCCUACUGCUGCCAACCUCCAGGAGACUCUGAACACCCUGCAUUACUCCAGCAGGGCGAGGAAAAUCAGAAACUGGCCUAUAGCCAAACAGGACCACAGAGAAAAGCAGGUGGGGAGCCUACAGCGUGAGGUUCACCUGCUCCGCAGGGAGAACCUGCUGCUACGGCAGCAGGACAAGAAGACGCUGAUUGACAGUCAGGAGUCCUCCAACCAACAGAGGGAGCUCCUGUCACAGGAAAACACUCGGCUGAUGUACAAACUGGAGGAACUGAGGAGGCUUAUCUCCAGUUCCCCAAACACUGACUGCUGCCACUCCAAUGUUUCACUCCAGGGUUGGGGCAAUGGCACUAGCCUCCACUAUGCCCAUCACCCCCCUACCUUCCUGCCUCCUCUCAGCCACCCCUCUCUGCCCGUGCAACGCUGCCUCUGUUCCUGGAACCCUGUUCUCCACUCCUGUUAUUCUUCCUCUGACAGCACCUUACAGAAUUGCACCCACCAGCUAACGGGAUGCUGUGGAUUGGAGGACAGUGGGCCCUAUGGGGCCCUGCCUCAUCGAGAGCUGGCCUGUGCAGCUAGGAAGUGCAGAAAGGGGGCAGUUCCUCUCCUUCCAACCCUAACCUCCAGCCUUAACACCAAGCUCCCUGUGGAGGGCACCAUGGUCUGGCCAGGUCACCAUAGCCAUGAGCCAGAUCCUGAAUCAGUUACAGUACGCAAUUUGAAGUGA
Molecule: messenger RNA, 1860 nt
Organism: Megalops cyprinoides (Indo-Pacific tarpon)
Lineage: Eukaryota; Metazoa; Chordata; Actinopteri; Elopiformes; Megalopidae
Product: kinesin-like protein KIF12
Exons: 16
Coding region: 1-1860 (619 amino acids)
Biological process (GO): microtubule-based movement
Molecular function (GO): ATP binding; microtubule motor activity; microtubule binding
Source: RefSeq, a predicted model, not a curated record